Molecule: messenger RNA, 4247 nt
Organism: Castor canadensis (American beaver)
Lineage: Eukaryota; Metazoa; Chordata; Mammalia; Rodentia; Castoridae
Source: RefSeq, a predicted model, not a curated record
AGAGCUGUGGGUUUACUUUUCUGCAAGCGCUUUUUAAUCGCGCACUGGUGUGUCAUGGGAUUGGACGUUGAGGGAGGGUUCACCACCAGCGGACCCGUUUCCCAGAUGCGAACCCCGAGGCAAACAGAUGGAACUGGUUUGUCUGGACGGUCCUGUACUUGAAGCUAUUGUAUGGAGGGCCCCUCCGAAAUAGGAAGGGCAGAACAACGUCUUGAAAAUUAUAUGGAAGCCAGAGAGGGACUAGGCUUUGUGAAAGUGAUUAUAGCUGAAUAGAAUGACAAGUAGCUGACAUUUAUCAAGCAUUUAUUGCAUGUCAUGCACCGAGACCUUGAUGGCGCCGUAUUUUCGCACUGUUGACGACUUUUCAGGAUGGUGGGAUCCCCAUUUUAAAGCUAGAGAAACUGCACUGUGGACAGGCGAACUUGCUCCAGAUCUCAGUUUGUGAGAGGAGAAGCUGGGGUUCGGAUAGGCCUGCCUAAAUCCAGAGCAUUUACAUCUGACCGCUGUCCUACGCAGCCCCCACCUUGGCUGGCAGAAUAGUUUCCAAGGUGGGUUUUGAUAUGGGUACCCGGGAGAGCUGUAGUUUGAUGAUGCUGUCCCUCACAAUCAUUGCAGCCUAUUUUGUAUCCUCACAUUGGUUCCCAGAGUUGUUGAGGGGUGCUGCUGAGUUGCUUGUGGAAAGUGUUAGAGGGCCAUUACAGGGAGGAGGUGUUGGGACCGCUCAGUGUGUUGCACAAACUUUAUUCUUUUGUUUUCUGGCAUUUUCCUGUGCAGUUCUCACAUGUAGGGAUGAGGAAGCUAAUCUGGUCACUCUGGUGUGUAUUUUUUGUGUAGAUCUUUUAAAGAUUCUGGUUCUGUGGGAUGGUGGUAUUGUUGACAAUAGGGCAGAGUGACCCGUUGGACCUAAAGGUUAAGGUGACAAGUCACCUUCUUUGGGGUUUUGGGGGGCUCAGUUACUAGAUUUGUAAGACAUUGGGUUGAGUGACAAAGUUCAAGUGAGUCUAAAAUCUCCUCCUUGAAGGGAAGGAGGGCGGGAAAAUGACUAGCUUAUUCUUCAUUCAGUUAAUUGGCCAUUUGACUGCGGUUAUAUGCCAGACACCUUAUUGAGUGCUGGGAACACAACGGUGACAGAAUUGGUGUGAUCUGUGCCCUGACUCAGGAAACAGUCUUCAAGCAAUUGAUUGGGCAGAUAAAUGUGGGAUUACAAGUUACACAGAACAUGCAAUAAAGGAAAGAUAUUGAGUGAAUGAAGAUUAUGAUUUAGACGGAAAUUUAGAGACCUUUUUUGAAUCGAUAAUGUGAGAUGUUACUAGACAACAAUCUUGCAUUCUGAGCUGUGAUUAAAUGUGCGUAACGUAAAGAGUUUGAGAACUUUUGAGCAAGGAUAAUUCUUUUCAUUUCAGUUUCUAUUCUCAUCCAGAUUGUCCUUCCAGCUCACAUUGAAAGACACAUAAACGAGAUUCUUGUUGAAAUCUGCUAAUUCUACUUUUUGAAUACUUAUGAAUAACCACGUAUCUUCAAAACCAUCUACCAUGAAGCUAAAACAGACCAUCAACCCCAUUCUUUUAUAUUUCAUACAUUUUAUAAUAACACUUUAUACUAUUUUAACAUACAUUCCAUUUUACUUUUUAUUUGAGACAAGACAAGAGAAAUCAAACCAAAUUAAAGCAAAGCCUGUAAAUUCAAAACCUGACUCUGCAUACAGAUCUGUUAAUAGUUUGGAUGGCUUGGCCUCAGUAUUGUACCCUGGAUGUGAUACACUAGAUAAAGUUUUUAUGUAUGCAAAAAACAAAUUUAAGGACAAAAGACUCUUGGGAACACGUGAAAUUUUAAAUGAGGAAGAUGAAGUACAACCAAAUGGAAAAAUUUUUAAAAAGGUUAUUCUUGGAAACUAUAAUUGGCUCUCUUAUGAAGAUGUCUUCGUUCGAGCCUUUAAUUUUGGCAAUGGCUUACAGAUGUUGGGCCAGAAACCAAAGACCAACAUUGCCAUCUUCUGUGAGACCAGGGCUGAGUGGAUGAUUGCUGCGCAGGCGUGCUUUAUGUAUAACUUUCAGCUUGUCACAUUAUAUGCUACCCUAGGUGGUCCAGCCAUUGUUCAUGGACUGAAUGAAACAGAGGUGACCAGCAUCAUUACUAGUAAAGAACUCUUACAAUCAAAGUUGAAGGACAUAGUUUCUUUGGUCCCACGUCUGCGACACAUCAUCACAGUGGAUGGGAAGCCACCAACGUGGUCUGAGUUCCCCAAGGGUGUCAUUGUACACACCAUGGCUGCAGUGCAGGCCCUAGGAGCAAAGGCCACCAUGGAAAGCAAACCUCAUAGCAAACCACUGCCCUCAGAUAUUGCAGUAAUCAUGUACACAAGCGGAUCUACAGGACUUCCAAAGGGAGUCAUGAUCUCACACAGUAACAUCAUUGCUGGUAUAACAGGAAUGGCGAGAAGGAUUCCAAAACUGGGUGAGGAAGAUGUAUACAUUGGCUACCUGCCCCUGGCCCACGUUCUAGAGUUGAGUGCUGAGCUUGUUUGUCUUUCUCAUGGAUGCCGCAUUGGCUACUCUUCACCACAGACUUUAGCGGAUCAGUCUUCAAAAAUAAAAAAAGGAAGCAAAGGGGAUACAUCCAUGUUGAAACCAACACUGAUGGCAGCUGUUCCGGAAAUCAUGGAUCGGAUCUACAAGAAUGUCAUGAAUAAAGUGAAUGAAAUGAGUAGUUUUCAGCGGAAUCUGUUUAUUCUUGCCUAUAAUUAUAAAAUGGAACAGAUUUCAAAAGGGAAAAGUACCCCACUGUGUGACAGCUUUGUUUUCCGGAAAGUUCGAAGCUUGCUAGGUGGAAAUACCCGUCUUUUAUUGUGUGGUGGUGCUCCGCUGUCUGCAGCCACACAGAGAUUCAUGAAUAUCUGUUUUUGCUGUCCUGUUGGUCAAGGAUAUGGACUCACUGAGUCAACUGGAGCUGGAACAAUUACAGAAGUGUGGGACUACAAUACUGGUAGAGUGGGAGCACCAUUAGUUUGCUGUGAAAUCAAAUUAAAGAACUGGGAGGAAGGUGGGUACUUUAAUACCGAUAAACCACAUCCCCGAGGUGAAAUUCUUAUUGGUGGCCAAAAUGUGACAAUGGGAUACUACAAAAAUGAAGCAAAAACAAAAGCUGAUUUCUUUGAAGAUGAAAAUGGGCAGAGGUGGCUGUGUACUGGAGAUAUCGGAGAGUUUGACCCUGAUGGUUGUUUGAAGAUUAUUGAUCGAAAAAAGGAUCUUGUAAAACUACAGGCAGGAGAAUAUGUUUCUCUUGGGAAAGUAGAGGCAGCUUUGAAGAAUCUCCCUCUGAUAGAUAACAUUUGUGCAUAUGCAAACAGUUAUCAUUCUUAUGUCAUUGGAUUUGUUGUGCCAAAUCAAAAGGAACUAACAGAACUAGCUCAAAAGAAAGGACUUAAAGGGACUUGGGAAGAGCUGUGUAACAGUAGUGAAAUGGAAAACGAGGUCCUUAAAUUGCUUUCUGAAGCUGCUAUUUCCGCAAGCCUGGAAAAGUUUGAAAUUCCAGUAAAAAUUCGUUUGAGCCCUGAACCGUGGACCCCUGAAACUGGUCUGGUGACAGAUGCCUUCAAGUUGAAACGCAAAGAGCUGAAAACACAUUACCAGGCGGACAUUGAGCGGAUGUAUGGGAGAAAAUAAUUGUUCCCUUUGGCAUCAGUUUGCUACAGUGAGCUCAGAUCAAAUAGGAAAUACUUGAAAUGCAUGUCUCAGACUAUGAGGCAAACUCCAUUCCUCAUAUUAAACCUAAGCUGUUGCUUCUCACCACAUCACCAUUUUUAACUGACAGGAUUAGUAAAAUGUUAAGACAGCAAACUUGUGUCUGUCUCUUUUUUUCUUUUCUUUUCUCCAAUUUACAUUCCAACCUAUGACUGGACUUGUCAGUAGCAGCAUUUUUCUGAGUCAUUGAGGAAGCAGUGAUUUUAAAACCUCGAGUUUUUAAACAUGAUUUAUAUGUUCUGUAUAGUGUUCAGUUUGUAACUUUUUAAAGUUUGGAUGUAUAGAGGGAUAAAUGGGAAAUAUAAAAAUUGGUUAUUUGGGGCUUUUUUACUUAAUGUAUUUAAAAAUCCAAGGGUAUGGAUGUGAAAUUAUGUAAAUUUUAAUGCUUAUGAAUCAAAUCAUUGUUGAACAAAAGAUUUGUUGUUGGCUGUGUAAUUAUUGUCUUGUAUGCAUUUGAGAGAAAUAAAUAUAUCCAUACUUAAGUUUAAGAAAUUGAGACCUUGUGAA